AUGAGCGAUACAAUAUUUCAUGAAAUGAAUAAUGUCGAUCCCAAUGAACGUGUUCAAGUCGGUUCGUAUCGUGUCGACGGUCAUGGACAUCAAAAAUUGAAAGAUGUACCAAUCACCGAAACAAGAUACCAUGCGGAGAAUGUUUUAGAUAAUAUUUGCACAAAAUUUCUUGAUAAGGGUAAAGAUGUUUUCUUUCACCAGCAAGAAAUCAAUCUCGAAUGGAACAUUUGUUUAGAUGUGAUACCCAAACAACUGAGAAAUAUUUAUGAACAUGCCUGUGAUGAUAUUCUCGAGGAGCAUCACGAAAGUCUUAUUGAUUUACUUGUUACACAAAAUAAAAAUAUACAAACAUCAAGACAAUUAGCAGAACUUUUGUGCGUGGAAACAAAUGAAUAUUGCAAAGUCGAUCAAUUUGAUGAGCUUUUCAAACCCUCACCACCGACACCACCAACUGAAGAACAAGAAGAAGAAGAAGAAGAAAAGACGGAGUUAUGA
Adineta ricciae is the source of this 495-nucleotide messenger RNA. The record is from the annotation of a GenBank genome assembly. NCBI's taxonomy places the organism in Eukaryota, Metazoa, Rotifera, Eurotatoria, Adinetida, Adinetidae.